This is a messenger RNA of Saccostrea cuccullata (small rock oyster), 787 nucleotides long. RefSeq names its product small ribosomal subunit protein mS35-like. Gene Ontology annotation, biological process: mitochondrial translation. Lineage: Eukaryota; Metazoa; Mollusca; Bivalvia; Ostreida; Ostreidae. The annotation marks the transcript as partial. The transcript has 7 exons. Gene Ontology annotation, cellular component: mitochondrial small ribosomal subunit. Gene Ontology annotation, molecular function: structural constituent of ribosome. The record is from RefSeq and is a predicted model, not a curated record.
CGUUAUCUCGCUGCUUCACGUUCAGCCCAAAAUGGCCUCCAAAAACAUUGGGAACAUUUUUCGCACAAAAUUGUUUCCUUUCAAUAUCAAGUCUUCUGUGGUGCACCAAAGUCAACGCUGUACCAUUUACAGUAGAAUUACCGAGGAUGCUGAAGAUGAAGAAUUUAAAGUUUUAAACAUUUUAAGAAACAAAGAAGAGGAUGACUUUUUCAUCAAGAAGGAAGUAGAGAAGAAACGUAACAUUACCCGAGCAGACUGUAUGCAGACUGACCAGGAUUGGACGGAUGUUUGGGCAACGAAGGCUCCAUUCCGUUACGGCUCGGUGCCUCUACCAGUCAGACAGGGUUAUAGAAAGAGAGAAAAUCGUUUAACUCCAGGAAAAUACGGCAACACAGAAUUAAUGAAGAUCCCCAACUUUCUACAUCUGACACCUCCCCAUAUCAAGAAGCACUGCCAGGCCAUUAAAAAAUUUUGCACAGAAUUUCCAGAGGAACUGAAGAAUCAAGAGAUACGAAAGGUCAAUUUUCCCAUUGAGGUCGUGACCUCUGAUUAUGUGACCUGUGGCACAUCAAUAAGAGAUUCAAGGUCACGGGAGGUCACAGUCAAUGUUAAUUUAUCUGUUUUAAAAAUGAAUGAACACACAUCCAUCAAAAUGAAGAAGCUGGCUGGAGACAAAUUUGACCAAGAAGCUCAGACAUUACAACUGAAAUCUGACAGGUGUCCACUUCGGAAACAGAAUUAUGACCUUAACAUUUACACACUGACAGCUCUGUAUUACGAGUCUAAU